This is a messenger RNA of Phyllostomus hastatus (greater spear-nosed bat), 3080 nucleotides long. Its product is annotated as transcription factor CP2-like protein 1. Gene Ontology annotation, molecular function: RNA polymerase II cis-regulatory region sequence-specific DNA binding; DNA-binding transcription activator activity, RNA polymerase II-specific. The record is from RefSeq and is a predicted model, not a curated record. Gene Ontology annotation, cellular component: nucleus. The transcript is spliced from 15 exons. Lineage: Eukaryota; Metazoa; Chordata; Mammalia; Chiroptera; Phyllostomidae. Gene Ontology annotation, biological process: regulation of transcription by RNA polymerase II. The coding region runs from base 159 to 1601 and encodes 480 amino acids.
GGGUGCUCAGCCAAUCAGAGGCCCCAGGCCUCACCCCACCCUUUAGUGGGUUUGCUUCUGCAUAUAGAGGCUGAGGCCCCAGGUGGACAGCGCAGUGGUUCCAGCCCAACCCCCUGUGGAGCUGUCUGCCACACACCUGGCCCUGCUCCCUUUCCAAGAUGCUGUUUUGGCACAACCAGCCGGAGCACCUGUGGCCCAGCCCUGGGGAACUGUACUCUGGGCCUCCAAGUAGCCUGCUCAGGGAGUCCCUGCCCUUGCCCUACCUGAAGCAGGAGGAGCUGCCCAACAUCACCAGCUCAGAGCCUCCCAGCCCUGCAUUCCAGUAUGUGCUCUGUGCAGCCACCUCCCCAGCCGUGAAGCAGCAGGAAGAGGCCCUCACCUACCUGAACCAGGGCCAGUCCUACGAGGUACAGAUGCUCUGCACCUCCAAGAACGGUGAUGCCAGCCAGGGGCCCCGGCUGCUGAAGAGUGUGGCGCGGGUGGUGUUCCACGACCGGCGCCUGCAGUACACAGAGCAGCAGCAGCUGGAUGGGUGGAGAUGGAGCCGGCCCGGGGACCGCAUCCUGGACAUCGAUGUGCCGCUGUCUGUGGGGCUGAUAGAACCUCAGGCGCCGCCCUCACAGCUCAACACCGUGGAGUUUCACUGGGACCCGGCCAAGAGGACCUCCCUCUUCCUGCAGGUUCACUGCAUCAGCACUGAGUUCACGCCUCGGAAGAAAGGUGGAGAGAAAGGUGUCCCCUUCCGCCUCCAGAUUGACACUUUCAAGCCCAGUGACAAGGAGCUUCCACCUGAACACCUGCAUUCAGCUGGCUGCCUCAUCAAGGUGUUCAAGCCCAAAGGAGCUGACCGCAAACUGAAAACUGACCGGGAGAAGAUCGAGAAGCAGCCCCUGCACGAGAGGCACAAGUAUCAGGCUGCCUGUGAGAGCACAGUCUUCGUGGAGUGUUCACCGUGGCCAGAGCCCAGUGCAGGACCCUACCAGGCUCUCAGCCCUCUGGCUCUGACCUCCCCCCACUCCUGCAAGCUCCUGUCCCCAGAGAGGUUCUGCUGCUCACCCCCAUUCAUCGUGGACACGUUCGGGGGCAGCCCAGCUGAGGACCUGAACCCUGGAGCUUCCGUCCUAGAGACGCAGCAGUGGUUACACUGGCACAGGUUCUCCAGCUACUGCCGGACUCUAGCCAAUUUCACUGGCACUGAUCUGAUGAAGCUUUCCCGGCAGGACCUGAUCCAGAUCUGCGGGGCUGCCGACGGGAUCCGCCUUUUCAAUACUCUCAGAGCCAGGCCCAUCCGUCACCGGCUGACUUUGUAUGUGGCUCAGGAGGCCUCUAGGCAAGACAAUGAGGUUUCUAAGAACCCCGACUCAGGCUUUUAUCAAGAGAUUUCUCUGGAUGAACUCAGCACCAUAGAGCUGAUGGGGAAACUGGCAGAGCUCCUGGCACUCCCGGCCAACCAGAUCCAUCGCCUCUUCCACCAGGGCCCUGGGGGGAUUCUCAUUCUCCUCAGCGACCAGGUGGUUCAGAAUCUUAAGGAUGAAUCAUACUUUGUGGCUGUGGUGAAGAAAGUGCAGAAUCCAGAUGGCUACUACCUGGUUCUGACCUAGGUCCGGGGCGCCCUGCAGCAGCAGACUGACGCCAGCCUGGUUCUCCCGGGCUGCAUUCACCAGGCUCCAGUCCAGGUGAAGAGCCAAACCACCCUGUGUCCUCCCCCUGGGGAGGAGCCAGCAGCCCCCAGGCUCACAUUUCUUCUGCUUAGCACCCACAGUUGCUGGACUCUGGGACCCAGCUUCUCAAGAGGAGCUGAGCUGGCCAGGCCUGGGGCAAAACACCCAGGAAAUGGUUUUGAUGAUGAGCUUUUGCCCCUUAUUUUGUGUUUAAAAUUCUACUUAUCCCUUUCAUUUUUGCAAACACACACACACACACACACACACACACACACACACACACACACACAUUAAAUGCUUGUUCAACUUUCUUGGUGGAACAGUUCUCUUGGAGAAAUGUCCUCGGCCUAAACGGUGGACUAGGGCGAGCGACGGACUCUGGGACAAACGAACAAAUCAAUGUGGCUGGAUUUUUUUUUUUUUCAACUAGUUCCGUCAAAAACUAUUCAGCCUCCAAAAGGCCAUUCAACUAUCACUGUGCUCAUCUGACUGUGGUUCUAGAUAUCUGGGAAAUACCAUAGCUAUUCUUGAACAUUGAGGCCAUAGGGUUUCAUUUUUAAAAUGUAAUUGAAUUUAUUAAUCUUCUAAUUUUUAGGUCUUAAGAAGUCUUUCCCUAUGUUAAAGUCAUAAACAUUUUUCCAAGUUUUAUUUUAAUUUUGCAUUUUACUUUUGGGUCUGUAAUCCACCUGAAACUGAUUUUUUGGUGGAUAUUUCUCCAAGUAGAAAUUUUUACAUUAAGUGCUUUUUAAAGUGAUACUAGGCCAUAUCUUACUCUUACUUUUCAUCCCUUCUCUCAAAAUGUUUACCAUUUCAAACAUACCGAAUUGGGAAAAACCACAUGCACCGAGUAGAAAACAGGCCAAGGCACCUUCUUAAAGAUUACCUGCUUAAUUUCUUAUUAUUAAUAAUUACCAUUUACUGACCAUCUUUGGUGAGCUUUAAACCAGACAGCCUCUGGCUAGGGAGGCUGGGAAGGAGGCUGGCUCUAAACAUUGGCUGAACUAAGAGUGGACGGGGAAGGGAAGUCUACUUACCCCUGGAGACCACUAAGUGCCUCCCUCAACAUUCAGGGAUGAUUCAAUAUGGAAAACUGAGCGGGCACCUGCUCGUACCCCUGGAAGGGACCCCGUUGGCCUCAUGUAGAUGACCAGUUCACACCGGGCCUUUGCCUUGUGCAGGAUCAAUCGAUUUCAAGCGGGGCCUGUAAGCCCACAGGGCUGCCCAGGGGUGUCUCACGGCAGGACAGACGCCCUGAGGUUUAAGUUCAGAUGGCAGGGCUGGCUCCACUGCGCACCUCCACCAAAAGGACAGAGACCCCAUAUCAUUAACCUCUGUGUAUCUCUCAACCUAGGAGCCUCUAACACAGACCAGACACUGAAAUUACUUGCUGAAAUGAAGUGAAUAAAAGCAGGUAACAUG